Molecule: messenger RNA, 1974 nt
Organism: Ectocarpus sp. CCAP 1310/34
Lineage: Eukaryota; Phaeophyceae; Ectocarpales; Ectocarpaceae
Source: the annotation of a GenBank genome assembly
UGCUGAGCAUCGACGACUACUACAUGACCGAGGUUAUGGAGGAGAAGACGGACGAGCGAGGCGUGAAGCGGAAGGUUCCCGUCACCAAGUACCAGCACGACGCCGAGAUGGAGGAGGCCAGCCUGCUCCGGUCGGUGAAGAAGACGGCGGGGGAAGGAACAAUCCUUAUGGUCAAAUUCAGGACCGGGGACGUAAGCCUUCGAGAAGGUCGACGAAGACAUAGGAUGGUAGACGACGAAGACGACGAGUUCAAAUGUGAUUGCGGCUUCGAAUGCGAAGACCGUGUGCAUGUAGUCGCGGAAUGUCCGUGGUACAACGAGAGGGAAGUGUACGUGACUGAGCUGGGAAAAAUAGAUGGGACGUACAGGGAGAUGUUUGAGGCAUGGAAUAGAGAGGAAAGGACCGUAGCUGUAGUGGGGCAUAGGAGGUGGGUAUGCUUGAGCCGGGACACCCACAACUGGGGUGCGGAUAGGCUGAACGACAUGCGCGCCAAGUGGGAGCCUACUCCGGACCACAUGAUCCUCAUGGACGUCAAGAAGCUUACGGGCGAGGUGUCUACGAUCGACGAAGUGGACAUGUCCGACGGAGCGAGCGACGACGAGGACAUGAAGGAUGACAUCGGCGACGCCGACAGCAGCGGUGCCGCGGCCGAACCCGCCGCCGCCGCCGCCGCCGCCGCCGCCAUUGCUUCCAACACCAAGCCGGAAAAGGAGACGGUCUCCUCACCAGGCGACGAGGGCGUGAACGGUGGCAGCGGCGGGACCGUUGCGACCGCUAGCGGCGGCGGCGACGGCGGCGGCGGCGACUCGCUGAAGGACCGGGGGUGGGUGGCGUCGGUGUCGUGCACCACCACCACCAAGGGUAGCUCAGAAAAGUUGGCAGCAACAGCAAGGAGGUGGGACGAAGACAGCGACAGCGACAGCGACGGCGACGGUACAGGAGGAGGAGCGUUCUCCGAAUUUUUCUCGGAUGGCCCCCCGCAGAAGGCCAGCAUCCAGAAGAAGAGCGGCGUCAGCGGCGCCACCAGCAAUAGAGCCGGCGGCAACAGCGGCGGCGGCGGCGGCGGCGGAGUCAGUGGCAGUGGUAUUGGUAAACGUAGUUUCGGUAAGGCAAGGGGGGGCGCCGUGAAGCGGAGGAAAAAGACGGAACACAGCUCGCCGCAGCACGCUCUAUCGGUGGGUGCAAGGACGCUUAAAGGGGGUGGAGGGUGGGGGUUCUGGCGUUUAAGGAGUGUUUUGCCGGGAGGCGCGCGCUUUCGCGUUUUGCAAGCAUCAGGAGUUCAGUGCGGGCAUGCCUUGGACGCCGUACGGCUGGCUGGCUGCUGACGAUGGCGCUGUCGUGCGUAGGCUUGUCGUUCGGUGCUCGGACGCUUUUGUACCCGCCCUCCAAGCCGUGUUCUUAAAAGCCAUCCUUGCGGGCAGUGAUGGAUCGACUGCUGCAGAACGCGACUUGGCGGAGUUGCGGUUUCUGGGAUCCCUUGCUUAUAGCGCUAGCUUGUAUCGCUAGCUUGUAAAUCGUGUUUCGUCGGUGUUGGUUUUUAGCUGUCGUUGCUUUUGUGCCGUCGUCCUAAGUGCUAACGCUACUGCUGGUACCGGGUGCUAGUGCUGGUGCUGGUGGUGCUGUAGAAUCCACCUCCUCUGAUGGCUGCUGUCCCAUGCGCACCCCCCCGCACCAGCUGCUGCGUCCAUUGCUCCCGACCUGCUUCCCCGCCAUAGCCAGGGCGAUACCAACGCUUCCCCUUUGCCGUGCGUACUGCACGCACUCGAACGUCUUCUCCUCCUCCUCUUCCUACUACAACUACGACGACAUUGCGUGCCCACGAGACAACUGCACCCUCUUCCUCUUUUGUGACACGCCGGGAGGAGAGUCGAGUUGCCGCAGAGCCUGCAGAGGUUCAACAAUGGCGACUGCGCGAACCACGGUGCUCUAAACAAUAAACAAAUCGCCGGUGUGAAAUCACCUCACGCAAUCCCC